This is a messenger RNA of Ruditapes philippinarum (Manila clam), 1812 nucleotides long. RefSeq lists its product as uncharacterized. Lineage: Eukaryota; Metazoa; Mollusca; Bivalvia; Venerida; Veneridae. Bases 66 to 1730 code for a protein of 554 amino acids. The record is from RefSeq and is a predicted model, not a curated record. The transcript is spliced from 23 exons.
UCUAGAUAGACGUCAUUAUUAAGGGCAAGGAGUCGGAUUAUUUAGAUCUUUUUAGUCAGGCCAAUAUGUAUUUGUCUGCAUGUGUUGCAGUGUUUCUUGGGAGUGUAUUUGAACUGCCACUCGCUUCUGCCUUCCUGAUCGAUUUCUACAGCAUAGCGCCAACUCACAGUAGUCAUAGCAGUCAUCACUGUUUGUCCUACAGCAGUUACAAUGAACUUUUAAAUCUAAUACAUGACGACAACUGUAUGAAUGUGGAUUUGGUGUUUCAGCACCUAGAGGAUUUGAACAAUCAGGUCGGCGUUUACUGCAGGAUGAAAGUGAUUAAUGCUCUUUCAGACCACUUUGGAUCACAUCCUUACAUACCUCAGAAAUGUAGUUGUACCGGCCACUACAGACUGCAGAUAUAUCACAUUGGAUCUGGAGACGGUGUAACUGAUAUCAGAGAUCAUUGUCUUCGGAUAGACAAUUCAUAUCGAGAUCUGUACCAUCAGUUUUUCCAAUCUCAGGGCUCAAAUGGUAAUAACAUUGCAUGCAGAACACAUCAUUCAGUUUGGAAUUACCUAAGGCAUAUCUCGACUGCCACAUAUGACAACAAUUCCUGUCAGAAAGAUAUAAUAUACCAUCUAAGUUAUGCAUUUGAAAAACAUCCUGACCAUUGUGUAUGCACCGCAAAUUCACAGCAAACAAGUGGUCAACACACCCAUGAUCCACAAGGGCAUACAACCGAUCCAUGCAGUCAGUACAGUAGUUACAAUCGGCUUCUUGACCUAGGGAAUACGAACGACUGUUUGAGUGCGAACUCAGUCUGGCACUAUCUAGAUGAUCUCCAAGUCAAGAGUUCUGAAUGUCGAAAGAAAAUUCAGCUUCAUAUGGCCAACAAAUACCAACAUGCAACUUCACAGAAUAACAAUGGAUGUAUUUGUCACAUGCGUGCAGCGCUUAAAAACCAUGAAAUACACAGACUAAAUAACGGAAGCCUGAUUGAAUGUAGGGAUCAUACAAGCGGCAGCUUUUAUCAAGAUAUUGAUCACAGACUGUUUUCCAAUAUUGAAGCCCAAGGGUGUAUGAACCAUAAUUACCUGUGGCCAAACCUUGAGAAUGUGAGAGACCAUUGUUACCAUUACCAUGAUUGUAUCGAUUGUCAACAAGAUCUGAUAGUAAGAGCAACAUUGAACUACCCGAGUGAACAUAGUGACAGCUGUGAAUGCUCUAGGAAACCAAGUACAACACAAUCAACAAGACAUCCAACAACAACAACAACAACAACAACAACACCAAUGCCAACAACAAGAAAACCAACUACUUCAACAACCUCUGUUUCUCGGCAUUUUGUAUGUGACAAACGUUCCGUUGUUGAAUUUAUUGCCCUACAACAACAUACAUCACAUCAAAGGGCUAGCCCCUGUGAUCCAAGUAGCGGCGGAAGUGACGAUGCCUAUGUUCUUGCCUCGUGCAAUGCCACAUCACCGAUGACGUGGAGAAGAGGGCAAAACGUAAUGGCUGAUUGUGAAUCCCACACACAUUUGAUUCCAGGAUUUACUCCAAUAUCGACAUUUGCACAUGCCAACUAUGACGCCUUAGGUUCACAAUCAGGUGUAUUCCUUGAAUGUUACAAAAGCGGAUUUAAGAUGGCGAUUCAAAAAUGUAAUGGUGUACCAGAAAUAGUGCACGUUGAACAUGGAGCAUUUACAAAUAACCCAAGAAAUUAUUAUGCUAUUGUUACAUAUUGAUACAUGAUGAUUUAUCCCCUUGUAACAGUGUUCUUUUGUAUAAAUGAAAGGAUUUUACGUUAAAAUAUAAAACAAUCAAUCU